Molecule: messenger RNA, 3039 nt
Organism: Amoebophrya sp. A120
Lineage: Eukaryota; Dinophyceae; Syndiniales; Amoebophryaceae
Source: the annotation of a GenBank genome assembly
UUCACAUUCAGUAGAGAAGUAGACAGAAACCAUUUCUAUGCUCAUAGAAUAUCUUUCGCCGUCGGUUGAUUUGGAUUACGACAUUCACACUGCCAGGAUGGGUGCUACGUCGUCCGUUGAACCCGGUAAGGGGGUGUCCUUUCGUUACCCGUUGCUAGGAGAAAGCCAGAACCCUCAACCACCGUUGGAAGGGGAUGAGAAAUCCCAACAGGGCGAGGCGCCAGCAUCAAAUGAUAACUCGUCACCGCCUUUCCUCGAGCUGGAAUACUACCCGUCGAAGGGCGUGGGUUUCGAGCUCUGGCCAGCGGCGUUUGCGCUCGCGGACUUCGUAGAGAAAACGAUUUUGCUCCCUGGAAGUCUUGGUCGUGCUCAGCAUGCAGAACUAGCUAGGAAGAAAGGCUCAUCAUCUCAGCCGAGUACAACAACCUCGCCGGACCACCUGGCUACACUAAGCACAAAAUCCACGGCAGCGUCGUCUUCUUCUUCGCCACCCUUCGGAGCAGGGUUGGAGAUACACGACAUCAACCCCGUUCUGGUGAUCGGAGAGGAAGAUCCAGAAUCUGGUGCAGCAGAAGUUCUUGCCGCUGAUUCAAACAAACAGGGACCUGGAAUAAACCGCUGUCCUCCAGCAUCCUCGGACGACACCAACAGUACACAGUCCACGGCGGAUUCUUCUACUGUACUAGCAGGAGGCGCGGCAAAUGCAAAAAUUGGUGGAAGCUCCUCGUCUAGUUCAAGCACGCUGAGCUUGCCUUCUACAACAGGUAGAAAUGUUUCAUCGGAGGAGGUGGUACAACAACAGGAACAGCUAAAGAAACAAACCAAAACCGACACCCAACCACUACCCCGAGCCCCCGCGGACGCAAUGAAGGAUCAACAGCAGCUGCGGUUUCUCGAAUUGGGUUGCGGCGUGUGCGCCCUGAUUGCGCAGGUCUGCGCCGCCUACGGGCACGACGCGGUGGCGACGGACGACCUGUUGGUGGUGCAGAACAUGCACGGCAACCUGGAAAACACGAACGUCAGGGCGGUGGCGGCGAACUGGUAUGCCGACCAGGAAAUCAAAGCGGUUUUGUCCGCAGCGUGUCGGGACCUCGACUACAUUUUGAUGGCCGAAGUGGUGUACUUUCCGACCCUGUUCAAGCCUUUGUUGGACACCUUGAAACUCUUACUGGAUACUAGUUCGGAGAACAACAAGUGCUGCAAAAAAUCGGUGCAGAUUCUGUGGGCAAACUCGACAAGAUUUCCAGACUACAAACCCCCACUGAACGACUUUCGGAAAUUGGCGGAGGAUGCGUAUGGGUUUUCUUUUGAGGAAGUCUACCGAGUGAAGCAAACGGAGCUCAAGCGGGUGGUUGCGGUCAGCCAACGGACAUUGGCGCAGAGCAAGAAUUCGAAGAAGAAGGUGGAUCAUGAUUUACAGCUUGGACGGCCGUUAGAAAAGAGGCGGGCGAUUUUAUAGUGAUUUUAUAGGAAGGGGGCGCGUUAGGUUUUUAAUUUUCCGAGUUCGCCGAUGCGUGCCUGCUCUAGGCGUGUGGUGAGUAUUUGCCUAAGUAGGCUAAGGAAUUGAGGCGGGCGCUGCAUUGUGUUGGCGAUGUUUUUCGGGUGGAUUUUGAAAAAAAAAAAACGUCGCAAAAACAUCGCGAGGAACACCAGAAGAGCAUGCUCUCAGCACCACUGUGCUUUUCUCUGUUCGCUGGUGAAUUUGCUUCGUCGUUUUUGUGCGUGGAUGUUGCAAAAGGCCAGCCAAAAAAAAACACAGAGCGCCAUCGGAAAUAAUUUUAAACCGCACGCUACGGCGUCAUCAUGAAAAAGCAGUUGUUUUGCGGCUCAAAAAAGUUGUUCAAAAGUUGCUGGUGACUUUACAACAAAAAAAGAUGCUUUGGCUCUCAAUUUUGGAGCCAAAAUAUCGACCAUAGCGUGCAGUUUGCCGGCACGCAACCCGUAAAGUCGCCAUAAAGUCACCCUAAAGUCACCGCUAAAAUCACCAACAUCCGGACGGAAAAAAAUCCAAACCCAACCCGCAUUGGAAAUUGCCGAUUUGGCCUGGUAGAAUUCGCAUCGAAAAAGUGCCAAUCCCGGUGGUAGUAGGGACAUCGGCAAGGCUUAGCGACGUCAGUUUUGGUCUCGUGUGUCGAAAAAAGCAGCGCAAAAAUUGAGAGCGCUCGCCGCAUUAGAAAUUGCGCAUUUUGCCUUCUGAAUUUUUGAAAAUUUUGCCUGGAAUGCCGAUGGUAUGGCGCUUGUAUCUUGGCCCUCCUUUGUCUCCUCUUGUUGGUAUCUUCUCCUUUGCUCUCAGGGACAAAAAUAAAGAAAUCUUCUGAAGGCAAUGAGGCGUCUUUUUUUCGGCGCCAUGCUUGAGAGUAUAGCCCUAAAAUCACUGAAAAAUCACCCAUCAAAAUUCUAACGGGUGUCCAAGCUCUAAAUCAUGAUGCGCGGCUUGGAGGAGCAGCUGAUAGGAUGACGUCAGGGUUGCAGAAUAAAGCGACUGGGCAGCAGAAAGCAAAGGACAUCUGUGAAGCGGGACAUGUGGAAGAUACCCGGUAAGUUUUGAUUUGAUCGAUUUUGUUGCAUUGCUACGAUGUGAAACUGAAAUUCACAUUUUUGCACUUGGAAGUUCUUGCACUCCAAUAUAUAAUGAAUUUACCGCAUCGAUGAAUCAUGAUUCUUUUUCAUCACACCUACAGAACUGCGGUCCGCAUGGGUGUCGUUCCGAAUGAGGAGUGCGUAAUUUGGCGCAUGACCCGCGGUGGCCCGCCAUGUUCUUCUUCCGGCCCCGUCGACGCCAGCAUGCUUGGUUUUUUGCACUCGUUCUGCACAAACGACGGUCGAUAGUUGGGCUGACACCUCUGCCUCUGCCUCUGAGGAAGUGAUUUCGCAAGGUGCCAGGGGCAUUUGCAUUUGCUGAGGCUGGAGGCCGAGACGCGUGCGUAAAUUCACACACAGUGCACGGAAUCAUUUGAAUUGGUGCACUGAUGGGCGGUGAAAGAAACUGCAUAGAAACAGAGAUGAUUUUUUGAAGCCUUGUGUUAGCGCCGGACGGUG